Messenger RNA from Neoarthrinium moseri, 1959 nucleotides. RefSeq lists its product as uncharacterized. The transcript has 3 exons. Gene Ontology annotation, molecular function: flavin adenine dinucleotide binding; oxidoreductase activity, acting on CH-OH group of donors. The record is from RefSeq and is a predicted model, not a curated record. Bases 1 to 1959 code for a protein of 652 amino acids. NCBI's taxonomy places the organism in Eukaryota, Fungi, Ascomycota, Sordariomycetes, Amphisphaeriales, Apiosporaceae.
AUGCGCGUCGCGACAAGUAUUCUGGCCACCCUUGCGGUAGCUGGUGCUGUCAGUUCCCAGACUGCAGGAAGUACGGCUGAAACGACGUACGACUAUGUCGUCGUAGGCUCCGGGCCGGGCGGCGGCCCUUUGGCCGCUCGCCUUGCCAUCGCUGGCAAGAAGGUUCUACUUGUGGAAGCCGGAGGAGACCCAGGCAAUCUCACUGAAUAUCAGGUUCCCGCAUUGAACCUGCAGUCAACGGAAAGCCAGCCGAUGCGCUGGGACUACUACGUCAGCCACCAUACCGACCCUGUGCUCCAAGCGAAAGACUCCAAAACAACAUACCGUCUUCCAUCUGGAGAGCUGUACGUCGGUCUCCAGCCUCCCUCAGGAGCGGAGCCUCUCGGCAUCCUCUAUCCCCGUGCAGGCACCCUCGGGGGCUGUGGGUCACACAACGCGUUGAUCACGGUCUAUCCCCACGCUUCGGAUUGGAACCACAUACAGGACUUGACCGGCGACAAGUCUUGGAGCCCAUCGAACAUGCGCAAGUACUUUCAACGCCUCGAAAAUGCCGAGUAUCUGCCCAACGGGGUGGUCGGGCACGGAUUCAGCGGCUGGCUGACCACGACGGUCACGUAUCUCGGAUUCGUCCUUCAGGACUUCAAACUUCUGAGCGUGAUUCUAAGCGCGGCUACCGCACUGGGUACGAGUCUCGAGGGCACGAUUCUCACCACGAUUGGAGGUCUGCUGCAGGUUCUGACCUUAGACAUUAACGCGGACUUUUCGGGCCGGGAUUCGAAGGAGGGCUUGUACCAAGUCCCCAUCUCGGUCAACCAAGGAGUGCGAAGCGGACCGAGGGAGUUUGUGCUGGAUACUGCUAACGCCAAGAAUGCCGACGGGUCGAGGAAGUAUCACCUCGAUAUUCAACUCAACACUCUCGUCACAAAAGUCAGGUUCGACUCCAGUGGAUCUAAGCCAAAGGCUGUCGGUGUCGACUUCAUCAUGGGUCAGAGCCUGUAUAGCGCAGACCCACGCUUCGAUAGCAGCAAACAGGGAGUUCGCGGCAGCGUCAACGUAACCGGCGAGGUCGUCCUUUCGGCGGGCGCAUUCGAGUCUCCGAAGCUUUUAAAAUUGAGCGGUAUUGGUCCUGCUGACGAACUGAACUCAUUCAAGAUUCCAGUGGUGGUGGACCUUCCGGGCGUUGGAACAAACAUGCAAGAUCGUUACGAAACGUCCGUCAUAGGCGAUUCAGCUAUGGAUUUUGAUAUCACAAAGGACUGCACAUUCCUACGAACUCCCGAUGAUCCCUGUCUGAAGAACUGGAGGUCUGGGAAAUCCAACAGCGACAGAGGCAUAUACGCCAGCAACGGUAUUUCCAUCGGCAUUGUCAAGAAGUCUACUGUAGCCGAAGGAGAUCCUGAUCUUUUCAUCUCGGGUGGUCCGGCUUACUUUCCCGGAUACUACCCAGGUUACAGUACCAAUGCGACGCUCAACACAAGGCAUUGGUCUUGGAUCACCUUAAAAGCGCAUUCGCGCAACUCUGCCGGGACCGUGAAGCUCUCCUCGACCGAUCCGCGAGAUACUCCUGUCAUCAGCUUCAACUCCUUUGACGACCCGGCAACCGGUGCCAAGGACGUUCAGGCCGUCGUUGAAGGGAUGCAACUUUCACGCAAGAUGUUCAAAGACGUGAUUCCUCUUAAGGGGGGAUUCACCGAGGUCUGGCCUGGCAAGGGGGUGUCCGACGCUGGCUUGGCUGACUUCGUGCGCAAUGAAGCGUGGGGUCAUCAUGCCAGUUGUACCAACCCCAUCGGGCCUGAUAGCGAUCCCAUGGCUGUUUUGAACUCGGACUUCACAGUGAAGGGUACCGAAGGACUCCGAGUCGUGGACGCGUCUGUUUUCCCCAAGAUCCCCGGCUUCUACAUCGCUGCACCUAUCUACAUGAUUAGUGAGAAAGCAGCAGAUGUUAUUUUGAAGAAGUAG